CCUAGGCUGCACUGAAUGGUGCUCCGUCUUCGUCCUCAGGCCAGAGUAAUGCGCUUGUCUCUGUCCGGACGUUAGGGCUUCUAUCAUUACUGGCUCCACCUUCCAACCAAGCGUCGACCUCUAUGGUGAUUGUCCCUGCGGGUCCCCAAGCGCCUCGGCAGGGGUUCUGGAAGAGCAAUCAAGAGCGCUUCAAUGAGAUAUACACUUGGUGGAGUGCGGAGAACGAGGCGAGGGAUGCAACUAUGAGGGAACAACAACGUGAGAAGGAGGAGAGAGAAGAAAGGGAGAAAAAUGAGAGAGAACGGAAAGACCGACGUAAGGAAAUGGUAGAGUUCCAUCAGGAGAUGAGUGAGUUGUUGCGUCAGCAACUGAAAGAUGUGUGUGCAGCCAUCGUGGGUACUAAGAAGGAUGGUCUAGAUAAGGAAGAUGAUGCGGCGCGAUUACAGAGGGAGAAUGAGGAAUUCGAGAAAAAUAUAGAAACUAGACUUGAGAAACUUACCUUGGAGAACGAAGAGCUGAAGAAAAAGUUUGUGGCGAACUCACAAGUAACAUACCCGAAAUCGGGUUCGAAGAGACGGGUUGCAGUAUUGGAAGUACAACCUACUCCGACGAGGCUGUAUCAGGCGGUGGAACCGGCUAGCGAGGUCCAUCGUUUGAGAUCUGCGUACAAGAAGGUGCUGGAGGAUAAUGAGGCGAUGUCUGAGAAAGUGCGCCUGCUCAAAGAACCGAAGAUCAAGGCGCAAGUUGAGGCUGUUGAAUUACGCAGGAAGUUGUCGGGCAAAGAGAUGUCACAUCCACCACGAUCUAAUCUUCGUUCGUCCUUCGAAGCCGCGACCCACAAUGAGGAGAUUCCUCCAGCCGUGCUCAAAGGAAACUCGGUCAGGAGACAAAGGGCGAUCCAGAAGAUCGUUUUUGAGAAGAAAGAGAGGAAAUCACUACGGGGUUAAGAAAAAGGAAUAUCCAGAAAUUAUGUGCGGAUGAAGGGGUACAGUUCGUUACAAUCAAGCAAGCGGUCGAUG
Messenger RNA from Chara braunii, 1019 nucleotides. NCBI's taxonomy places the organism in Eukaryota, Viridiplantae, Streptophyta, Charophyceae, Charales, Characeae. The record is from the annotation of a GenBank genome assembly.